AUUUUCGAAAACAAUUUACUACUACUUCAAUCCAACAUCCAAUGUAUUCAUUUCUUUAUCCAACAUAAACAUGGAUCGAAAUUUGCUAAAAAGAAUGAACAAGUCACUUACAGACAAUUUGCAACUGGACGUGGACCGUUUCUUGAAUGAAGUCGGUAAUGUUUUCGUUCGGGAGGAAGACAACCGAGCAUUUCUUACCCGAAAUGUUAGAGCUAUAGUUGGAUUGGCGUUCGAUCGCUAUCGCGAAGAAACACUAAGAGCUACACCAGCUGAGCCAAAUGGAAACGUCGAUGGGAAUUGCUGUUCACGGGAUCGUCAGUAGCUACAUUGUAGACAAACACUCCGUACCCUAUUCAUGGUCUUCUCCAGGAAAAUGUUCAAGCAAAAGUGGCAUAUUGAAAUAGUUUAAAAAGAUUUAAAUGUUAACAUAGCUUGUUACAAUAAUUCGCAUUAUACUUCGGCAAAAAAAAUCAUAAUGGUUCUUAUUAAAUACAUUGUUCGUACGCAUAAAAUCGUGUUUUUUGAACUAACUCCAAAUUUGAAUUCAUCAAGAGUUUGAUGUUUAUGGAAUGGAAAAUAUGUAAACCUUAUCAAACUGAAUCAAGGUCUAUCUCAAGCAUCUUUGAGGGCAUUCAAUGGAAAAAGCAAGUUAAUGUCUGAAAAGUUGUCGAUUCUAUUAGGUUAAUUGAACAACCAAUGCGUGUAUAGAUCAAUCGUUGUCUUUGUUCAUGGUAAAAAAAAAGUAGUUUUCGGUUGAAACUAAACCACAUUGUUGAUUGCUGUGUGUGUUUUUUUCCAUUUGCUGAAUAUCAACGAAAAUCCAUUUAUUCUAAGCCGGUUUAUUACAAUUUUUAUUCUCUUCCAUGAUUUAACGUACAAGUGUAAAACACGAAGCUAAACGAAAUUCAAAAUUUCGAAGAGAUUCCAAACAUUGACAUUUCACAAUUCGCCGCUUACCGUGUGACAGUUCGUCGGAAGUCGACAUUUACUUUGGCGAUAGUGAAUGGCAGUCGUGCAAAUAUUGUGUAAAUUUCCAUUUAAUCUAAUUGGUUUCGGAGCUGAAGCAAACAGAAAAAUCGUCAAAAUAAAGAAAAUUGUCGAGUGCCAACCGAGUUGUGGGGAAAAUUCAGUUGACAGCGGUAUUUUUGAUGUUUACAUUCAUUAACAAUGACUGCAAGCUAUUUUUUAAACACACUGAAGAUCAAAAUUCAACAAGACAUUGACCGCUUCUUCAACGAAGCCGGUAAUGAUUAUAUUCAAGAGGACGAAAACAUAUUAAAUCUAAAUCGAAAUGUUCGUGCUACAGCUGAAUUGGUAUUUGACCGCUAUUGCAAUGAAAUACUCAAGCAAAGACAAGCGGCAGCAUCAGCUGUACCGAAUAUCAGUGAGAUUCGUGACGUGGUCACUUCCACUACUGCGUUGACUGAGAAUGCGUCCUCGAGUGAGACUAGCCAUUUGAAAGGUGAACAAGUGGUACAAACAGGAGCGAAAAGCAAACGUGCCAAGUGUGAUGAAUCAAUGUCCAAUGAUGAGUCAGAUGAUUCGAGCAAAUCAAACAAAAGACGAAAGACAAUUUCAAAAUCCAGAGAAUCGACUUCCAAUGGGUCAUCGAAGUCAUGUCACAGCGCAAUUGACAGUCAAAAAACAGCAGCAGUGAAAAAAUGUGAACCAAGGGUCGAAGUGCCACCAGUAUCGUCAACUAGUAUUGGGACUGCACCAUCAAGCGAGACCAGCGAUUCGCGAGAUGAACCAGUGGUGCAAACAAAGCAGAAGAGAAAAACGAGACAUUCCACCGGAAAAUUGGUGGACAAAUCGGAAACGAAUGUGAAUUCCGAUGGUCCAGAUGGUUUACCAAAACAAGCAUCGAUUCCCCAAAAUAGCGUCGUAUCAACACCGAAAACUUUGCACAAAUGCUCACAAAAGGAUUGCGCAUUUUCUAGUCCAUCAGCGAAGCAGUUAAAUCUACACAUGGUCAAACAUUCCGACGAUAGACCAUUCAAGUGCGAGCUUUGCCCUAUGGAUUUCAAAGCAAAGGCAAACCUUAAUCGUCACCUGAACUCAGAAGCCUGUAAAAAACGUCAAGAAACAGAGAAAUUCAUGUGCUCAACAUGUAGAAAGAGUGAUAUCGUGGGCAGAAUAAAGUUCGUUAAGCACUUGAAAAUACACUACGAGAACACAACAUUAUCAGAUGACGAAUUGAUUGCCGAAUAUCGAAAAAUCGUAUGAAUUUAUGUUCUAAUUAAGAGAGAUAAAGUAGAAAUUCGUAAGAAAAAUGUACGAAAAAAAAGCUUUGAAGAUUUCCUCUUAGAGUAAUUCGAAAGGCAAGAGAAAAACAAAUGUGUGACGAUAUUAUUUAUGUGAACAAUAGAGAAAAAUUUAAUUUUGUGAGUUUGUCAAUUCCGUGAUAUCCAAUAAAAACAAAAGACAUGUCCUAACAUAAAAUGUUGAAUGUGAAAUAAACAAAUAAACAAGUCAAUCCAA
Sitodiplosis mosellana (orange wheat blossom midge) is the source of this 2481-nucleotide messenger RNA. RefSeq names its product zinc finger protein 708-like. The record is from RefSeq and is a predicted model, not a curated record. Lineage: Eukaryota; Metazoa; Arthropoda; Insecta; Diptera; Cecidomyiidae. Bases 1168 to 2226 code for a protein of 352 amino acids. The transcript has 7 exons.